GAGAGAGAGGCAGAAGAGGACAGAGGGGGGAAAAUCAAAGCAGCCCACAGCAGGCGAGCAGACAGUCGCGCGCUCUCCGCUAGCGGGUCAUGUGAUCGCAGCCAGGCGUCCCGGGGCACGAGCCGACAGUUUCCACGAGAGACGAGAGUUUCUGCGACGACUGUCUGUUCAGAGGACCCUCCUCGGCACCCAGCCAGCAUGGGGCUUGCCAGACUCUGUGUAGUUUUGGUCCUUUUUACGCCGAAGGGAAGCUAUCAGACAAACAGCACAGGUGACUCCGCAGACCGGGGCAUCCCCGCCUCUUUGUCCUUACUGGGUCCCCAUGGCACCGGCUCCCCCUGGCUGGGAAGCUUCCCCGGCGCCCGCUCUAGGCUGGAGGACUCCAACGGCUCCGUACAGACCUCACCGGUAACCCCCCCUCCGUGCGCAGUGCCGAUGUCCAUCAGCCACUACUUCAAGUACAUCAACACCUUGUUCUCCUGCCUGGUGUUCGUGGUGGGUAUCGUGGGCAAUGCCACCUUGCUGAGGAUUAUCUACCAGAACAAGUGCAUGAGGAACGGGCCCAACGCCCUGAUCGCCAGCCUGGCUCUGGGGGAUCUCAUCUACAUCUCCAUCAACAUCCCCAUCAACGUGUACAAGCUCCUGGCGAUGAGGUGGCCCUUCAGCGAGCACCCGUUCGGCCUCUUCCUCUGCAAGCUGGUCCCCUUCCUCCAGAAGGCAUCCGUGGGCAUCACCGUGUUCAACCUCUGUGCCCUCAGCGUCGACAGGUUCCGGGCGGUGGUCUCCUGGAGCCGGGUCCAGGGGGUGGGAAUCCCUCUGGUGACAGCCAUUGAAAUUGUCUCCAUUUGGAUCCUGUCCAUCGUCCUGGCCAUUCCUGAAGCCGUCGUCUUCGACAUGGUCAGCUUCAGCUACGAAAACGUCACCAUGAAGACCUGCAUGCUGAACCCGCAGACUCCCUUCAUGAUGUUCUACACCAAAGCCAAGGACUGGUGGCUGUUUGGCUGUUACUUCUGCAUGCCGCUGGCCUGCACCGCCUUCUUCUACUCGCUCAUGACCUGCGAGAUGCUGCAUCGGCGUAACGGGGACCUCCGGAUCGCCCUCACUGAGCAUCUGAAGCAGAGGAGAGAAGUGGCUAAAGCUGUCUUCUGUCUGGUGCUCAUCUUUGCACUCUGCUGGUUCCCUCUGCAUCUCAGUCGGAUACUCAAAAAGAUGGUGUACGCGCAGAAUGACAGAGGAAGAUGCGACCUGCUCAGGUUCCUGCUGGUGCUUGACUACUUGAGUAAAAAUCUGGCAACUAUCAACUCCUGCAUAAACCCCAUCAUCCUGUAUUUUGUGAGCAAGAAAUUUAAGAACUGCAUUAAGUCCUGCCUCUGCUGCUGUUACCACCCAGGCUCACUGAUAAACAGCAUGAUGCCCCUGAAUGGCACCAGUAUACAGUACAAGAUGCCGGAGAUCCACCACGCCGACCACAGCUUGCGUAAAGACAGUGACAUCUGAGGCCACGCCCCCCUCCACCAGCCUAUCAUGGAUCUCCGUCUUUCCCAUCAGUAUGCCGUGUGCAAAGAGGAUAUUGGAGAUCCACCAUGCCGACCACAGCCUGCGUAAAGACAGUGACAUCUGAGGCCACGCCCCCCUCCACCAGCCAAUCAUGGACCUCCGUCUUUCCAAUCAGUGUGCCGUGUGCAAAGAGGAUAUUGGAGAUCCACCAUGCCGACCACAGCCUGCAUAAAAACAGUGACAUCUGAGGCCACGCCCCCCUCCACCAGCCAAUCAUGGACCUCCGUCUUUCCCAUCAGUGUGCCGUAUGCAAAGAGCAUAUUGGAGAUCCACCAUGCCGACCACAGCUUGUGUAAAGACAGUGACAUUUGAGGCCACGCCCCCCUCCACCAGCCUAUCAUGGACCUCCGUCUUUCCCAUCAGUGUGCCGUGUGCAAAGAGCAAGCCAUGGAUUCCUCACAGCCAUACUUAAGCAGUAUGGGCUUAGCGCAUAUCAUACUGCAGGAUUCCUUUGCAUUUCAGUGUUGCACAGCCGCAUGGAAAACGGCAGCAUCAGCAAAGCAUGGCCCACACAUCUCCGCACCGAGUGACAUCGGCACUAAGGCACUGGCAGAUUGACCCCCCUGUAGAUCAUGGGCGCUGUUACUCUGCCAGAAGGCCUGCACAGGAAUUGACUAAGUGCCAGGCCUGAAGGAUUUCAAUCCGAAAGCUUCUUUUCAGUUUAUUGGUACCCCUGGAUGCUGUGGUCCUGAUAGCAGCACCGCCGAAGGUGCUGACUCUCUGCACCUCUCACUGGACAUCAGCUGGGCUCAGAGGUCACUAAGUAUGUCAUUCUGAGAAAAUGGAAAAAGAAACAUUUUGAAAAAUGUAUGUGAAUGCAAGGUACGUUCCUGCACAAAAAAAAAAAACUCAAUUAUUACAUAGUGCCUGAUGGGGACUUGUACCUGAGUACAGGAUCAGUGUGUGUGACACAAUACUAGUGAUUUAAGGAGUUAAGAUGCAGUAUUAUGUUAGUUAUAUGCUAAUAUUUUAUGAAAUCCAUGCCACCAUGAGUGUAAUCCAUGAAUUAAAAAAAAUGAAAAUGUACGUGCCUCAUGUAAGUGGCUCCAGGUGAAAAGUGCGAUAUCAAUCUAUCAUAAUCUAUCAUUUAAUUGAUAUAGAAAAUAUUUCCUGCUACCAAUUGCCUUCCAGCCAACCUUGUAGGCUUUUGAUGCAGGUCCGGCAGGCUUAAACCAGGCAGUUUUUUUUUUGUGGGGGGUUAAAGCUUUACUAGAGGGGGCAAAAGUAGGUUAGCAACACUGUUACUACUCCAGUACAAUCAUGAACAAAAAUAGUAACUAUGAAAUAUAUGAAUCGUUAUGACUGAUUGAUGAUGAACGAAAAUGGAAUCAGUACGUAACUAACACUUCGUUUCUGGUUAAUACUUUACGUUAGAGCUCACAACUGCAUUAUUUAUACUGUCUCAAGUUGCUAGAAAAAUGAAGAUGAUUCAAAAUCAUUUUGGGUGAACUUUACGUCCACGUAGGAUUGCCACUCUAAACGUCACGUUACCUUAAACGAUCAUAUUUAUUCCAUAAAACCACAGACACCAAAGAUGUGGAUUUGUUUGUAAACUAAAAAUAUCGAGUAUAGUAAUUCAGGAGCGCAUGUCUUAUGAUUAUGAAUAGUAAAAGGAGAGUAUGUUUUGUAUUCAUUUAUGUAUUUUUUCCUGUUGUCACUAUUUAAACUUUUUAUUUUUGUUAUUUACUGAUACUUUAUGUAUAACCAGUGAGAUUGCAUCUCUUCAUUCUUACAUGCAGCUGUACUGCAUUGAGGAAUGCGUUAUUACUGAAAAUAAUACCUGCUUCAUGCGACGAUGUGAUCAGUGCGCGUAUGUAUAUUCGCUAAAAUCAAUUUUUAUCCCUUAACGUCGACAUUCACCCGAGACGCUUCCGCCGCUGCUGGCCGGAUCAUUUCGCUAAUGCUUUCGCCCAUUGCCGUCACUCUGUACUUUUAUAUUUACUGAGCUGAGAGCUGCCUUUACUCAAGCUAUAUUGAACUGAAAUUCAGGUUGCAAUAAUGUCUCUGUAUGAGUGAAGUUGUUUAGUAAUAUGUUUUCCCUGACUGUGCAUAUAAUUUCUGCCUUAAUACACAAUGUCCUACGUUUCAUUCCCUGUGUAAAAUCAGAGAACUGUGUCUUUGAUAAAAUAAAUUGUAUUAUAAACCAAA
Brienomyrus brachyistius is the source of this 3705-nucleotide messenger RNA. RefSeq names its product endothelin receptor type B-like. Gene Ontology annotation, molecular function: endothelin receptor activity. NCBI's taxonomy places the organism in Eukaryota, Metazoa, Chordata, Actinopteri, Osteoglossiformes, Mormyridae. Gene Ontology annotation, biological process: regulation of blood pressure; vasoconstriction; enteric nervous system development. The record is from RefSeq and is a predicted model, not a curated record. The coding region runs from base 199 to 1497 and encodes 432 amino acids. Gene Ontology annotation, cellular component: membrane. The transcript has 8 exons.